UAACAACAGUUUUAUCAUCAUAUAUAUAUAUAUAUCUGCUACAGCCAUAAGAGACAAGAGUUGUUAAUGGAGGCCAAGAAAAACACCAUUAGUGUACUCAUGUUACCAUGGCUAGCCCAUGGUCACAUAAAUCCAUUUCUAGAGCUAGCCAAAAAGCUUGCAAAUACAAACUUCCACAUUUACAUGUGUUCCACUCCUGCAAGUCUAAGCUCAAUCAAGAAAAGAGUUACAGAGGAGUAUUCUCAGUCAAUAGAUUUAGUUGAGUUUCAUCUUCCGUCAUUGCCAAAUCUUCUUCCUCAUUACCACACUACCAAUGGCCUUCCACCCCAUCUCAUGAAAACUCUCCAAAAAACUUUUGAAAUGAGCACUCCAAACUUUUCUAAGAUAUUACAAACUCUACAUCCAGACUUGGUUCUUUAUGACUUCAAUCUGCCAUGGGCUGCGGACUGCGCCUCCUCUGUGAACAUUCCUGCUGUGCAGUUCCUCACUUUUAGCGCAGCCGUGAUUGCUUUGGGCAUCCACAUGUAUGAUAAGCCAGGAGAAAUGUUCCCAUUUCCUGAAAUUUACCUGCGCGAAUACGAAAUACUUUCACUGAAGAAUACUCUGCCUGAUGGGAAGUUCCCAUUCGAUGAGGGUCUUAGGCGAUCACAGGACAUUCUUCUGAUGAAAACUUGCAGAGAUUUUGAAGGGAAAUAUAUGGAUUAUCUUUCAAGUUUAGUCUCCAAGAAAAUAGUCCCAGUUGGUACACUAGUUCAAGAAUCCACCAACAAAGAUGACCAUGAGGAGAUUAUGCAAUGGCUUGACAAGAAACAUAAAGGUUCAACUGUGUUUGUGUCAUUUGGGAGUGAGUAUUUUCUAUCAAAGGAAGAAAUCCAUGAAGUAGCUCAAGGACUAGAGCUUAGCAAAGUGAACUUCAUUUGGGUCAUCAGGUUUCCACAAGGUGAAAGAAUUAACAUUCGAGAUGCAUUACCAGAAGGGUUUCUUGAACGGAUAGGAGAAAGAGGAAUAAUUAUGGAAGGAUGGGCUCCUCAAGCAACUAUUCUUCAACACACAAGCAUUGGAGGGUUCGUAAGCCACUGUGGAUGGAGUUCUUUCAUGGAAAGUAUGAAAUAUGGCAUGCCCAUAAUUGCCAUGCCUAUGCAGGCUGACCAACCAAUGAAUGCUAAGCUUGUGGAAUAUAUUGGGAUGGGAAUAGAGGCAGUGAGAGACGAGAACGGGAAACUACAAAGUGAAGAGAUUGCAAUGGUGAUAAGGAAGGUGGUACUGGAGAAAGGUGGGGAAGCGGUGAGGAAGAAAGCUAAGGAACUGAGUGAGAAUAUGAAUGCAAAAGGGGAUGAAGAGAUAGAUGGUGUGGUGGAAGAGCUGGUGGCAAUUUGUAACAACAAAUGAUCAGCAAUAAAAUUUAUGAGUUAUGACCAUUACUCCAUAAAUGUAAUGUAACUGGUUGUAUUUACAGAUCAUUUAUCCUAUUUUCUGUGUUAUCAUGGUUUUAUCCAAAAUGCCUCAUACUAUUAAGAGUAUACCUAUACUUUACAAGACCUUCCCGAUCUUUUCAACUACCAGUGUAGGACUUCAUUAGCACACCCAACAAUCUCCCAUUGAACCAAGUUCCAUGUGGCCCAUUACAACAAUCCACAGUUCUCCUUGAACUAAGUUCACAUGGGCCAUUACCAUGAUUGAUGGGUCAAUUUUUAAGAUUAACUAUCUGCUACCCACAUGACUAACCAUUUAUGGUCACCAAAGCCCAGAACUAGCUUCUACUUGUGUGUGUGUGUGUCUCAAAGCUACCGUUGGCGUCGUAAAGUUAAUAAAUCGAGCCCCACGGCGUCACUCCAUCUCCAUAAUCAUAUCGUCAAAUCAUUGGUUCUGAUACUAGUUAUUGGACUAAACUAGCUCAAAGAUAUUCUUAACGUGGUGUGGUAUUGUCUGCUUCAGGCCAAGCCCACAGGGUUUUCUCGGAAAGUUUCACACUAGUAAGAGUAUAUCUACACCUUAUAUGUAGCUUCCCAAUCUUUUCAACUACCAAUAUAGGAAUUUGUUCACACAUUCAACAACCAGUUUUAUAUAAACCCUUUUACUUCCAAGAUGGAUAAACAACUUGCUCCAGAUCAGUAAGAAUAAAGAUUGAACAGCUAUUAUUGCAUUUAG
Molecule: messenger RNA, 2148 nt
Organism: Solanum dulcamara
Lineage: Eukaryota; Viridiplantae; Streptophyta; Magnoliopsida; Solanales; Solanaceae
Product: UDP-glucosyltransferase 29-like
Exons: 1
Coding region: 67-1389 (440 amino acids)
Molecular function (GO): UDP-glycosyltransferase activity
Source: RefSeq, a predicted model, not a curated record